This is a messenger RNA of Stegodyphus dumicola, 1117 nucleotides long. Its product is annotated as multiple coagulation factor deficiency protein 2 homolog. Lineage: Eukaryota; Metazoa; Arthropoda; Arachnida; Araneae; Eresidae. The record is from RefSeq and is a predicted model, not a curated record.
UGCAACUACUUUAAAUUUUCUGCUUACGUUACUCUUGCAGCAAAUAAGUGUACCUUGCACUUGGCAGUAUUAUACAGCUGAUUUUAAAAUGAGUAAAACUGUCGCCUUAGUAGCAGUUGUAUUUUGUGUUUUAUUUCUAGAAUUUGCUGAUCAAGAACUUAUUGUUUCAGUUCCAUAUCACUGGCAUGAGAUAAGCAUUUUAGCUACCGAACAGGAUUUCGAAAUAAGAAAUCAUCUUCAAAAAGAUUUCGUUAGUGUCGUAAAUACCUCUGUAAUAGAGGAAAUUGCUGAAGAAGAACUGAUAUUCCUUUAUUUUAAGAUGCACGAUUAUGACAAAAACAACAAGCUUGAUGGUUGUGAGCUGGUUAAAUCUUUUCUUCAUUGGCAUGAAGAAGAUGAUGACGAUACUGCUUACGAAGAUGAUGAAACCUACGUCUUAAAACAAGAACAUAUCUACAGUGAUAAUGAGCUUGCUGAUCUGAUAGACCUUAGAUUGGAGAACGAUGAUAAAAAUAAUGAUGGUUUUCUUGAUUAUGAAGAAUUCACAUCUUCUCAAAACGUGCACGAAAAAUGGAAGAAACUGAGUAGGUCUGUUGCAAACAUUUUAUGAAAAAUAAUUUAUUUUUAUUUGCAUGACUGCACAAUUUUUGGAAAUGUGUAACUAUACGUUUGUCAUUGUUAAAUUUUAUAAGUGUUAAUUGUUUUAUUGACCGUAGCUUAUUGGCUAUUCUUAAUAAAAUUUUAAAACUUUCAUAUGAACAAAAAUUUUGCUCUGUGUUAGAACUAAGGUAUUUGUUAACACGAAAUUAGUUCUGGGACGUUAGUAUGGUAUUAGUAUGUAAUAUUUAUAUGAAAAAAUUCUGUUUGCAGAUUUAAAAGAGAAAAACCUUAAUAUUUGUUAAAGUUUGAAUGAAUUUAAGAUUUAAUGGAAUUUUAUCUACUAGAAAGUGAGAUCUUAUUGUAACUUAUCUGUGCAUUUCAAGGUCUUUGUAAUAAAACUGUUUUUAGCUAUAAUGCUGACUAUAUAAUUUAAAUUUUUUGUCGAGCGUUUUAAACAUACUAAUUUUUUCAUGGGUAAUAAAAUCAAAGGAUUUGAUGCUUGCUUACAUUUCUAAAG